Molecule: messenger RNA, 2293 nt
Organism: Prosopis cineraria
Lineage: Eukaryota; Viridiplantae; Streptophyta; Magnoliopsida; Fabales; Fabaceae
Product: pentatricopeptide repeat-containing protein At5g18950-like
Exons: 1
Coding region: 224-2005 (593 amino acids)
Molecular function (GO): protein binding
Source: RefSeq, a predicted model, not a curated record
GAGAAAGAGAAAAGCCCUCUGAAUGUGAAGAGAUGCAUUCCGUCCGAGAGCUUCAGUUUUUCGACGGCUAAUGGCACCGCAUGGUCCCCUCAUCGAAGACUCAACGCUGGAGGAGAAGAGAUUGUGCGGCGCUCCAUAGGUUUGAAACCCGCUGUCAGGAAUUUGUUGUUAUUGACAUCCUUUUCUGGCGGUCAUCGUUUAGCUUGAAGCACUGAACCUCAGAAUGGUGAGAGCUCCUUCGUCUAUCAUAAGCUUCAUCCGCCAUAGCUCUGCUGGUGCUCGCCUGGAUCCAGCUGGCCAAUUGCGAAAUCUCGCCACUGAGAGCAAAGACGGGGAUUGUGGUGGGAAUUAUAGGGACGUCAUCCAUGAAAUUUGUUUGAUUACUCGAAGAAGGCCCAGAUGGGAGCACACUCUUCUCUCCGAAUUCCCUUCUUUAAAUUUCUCCGAUCCCUGUCUUUUCCAGGCAUAUUUAAAGCACCAGAAUAAUGCCUUUCUCUCCCUGCGUUUCUUCAACUGGCUUUGCUCUCAUGGUGGUUUCUCGCCCGACCAAUCAUCUUGUAAUGCCCUUUUUGAUGUCCUUGUGGACGCUAAGGCAUGCAACGCAGCAAAAUCCUUACUUGACUGUGCUGGAUUUACUCCCGAGCCUUCAUCUUUGGAGUGUUACAUCCGACGUCUUAGCCGUGGUGGAAUGGUCGAGGAGGCAGUUAACAUAUUUGGGAAGUUGAAAAAUGUUGGAUUUUGCCCAUCCGUUGCAACUUGGAAUGCAUCUCUAUCUGCUUGUUUAAAGGCUGGGAGGACUGAUUUAGUUUGGACACUGUAUGAACAGAUGAUGGUUUCCGAUGUUAUUGCAAACAUUGAUGUUGAAACUAUUGGUUAUCUAAUUCAAGCCUAUUGCGAUGAUAACAAAGUUUCUGAAGGCUAUCAACUUCUUCGACAGAUUCUGGAAGAUGGGUUGUGCCCUGACAAUGUUGUUUUCAACACACUUAUAUCUGGGUUCUGUAAGGAUGAGCAGCAUGCCCGAGUAUCUGAACUUCUACACAUUAUGAUUGCAAAAGGGCGUAGUCCUGAUAUCUUUACGUACCAGGAAAUCAUAAAUGGACUAUUGAAGGGAAGAAAGAACAUUGAAGGUUUCCGGAUUUUUAAUGAUCUCAAGGACAGAGGGUACUUCCCUGAUAGGGUCAUGUACACAACAAUAAUUAAAGGCCUUUGUGACAUGGGAUGGCUUGGAGAGGCCAGGAAGCUGUGGUUUGAGAUGAUUCGAAAGGGACUUCUUCCAAAUGAAUAUACCUAUAGUGUAAUGAUAAAUAAGUAUUGUCGAAUUGGCGAUUUUGAUGAGGCCAGAAAGCUCUACAAGGAGAUGUGUGAUAAAGGUUAUGAAGAAACCACAGUAACCUGCAACACAAUGAUUUCGGGCUUGUGUUUUCAUGGAAGGACAGAUGAAGCUCAGAGAUUGUUUGAAGAAAUGUCUCAGAAGGGCAUUGUUUGUGAUAUUAUCACAUACAACUCUCUCAUUAGUGGCCUUUUCAAGAAAGGGAAGCUAGCUGAGGCUAAACAACUAUUUAACGAACUCUUGGCAAAGGGCCUAGAGCCGUCAACUUCCUCUAUUACCACCCUAAUCAAACGACUUUGUGAAGUUGGAGACACCCAGGAGGCAAUAAGGUUUUGGAAAGAUAUGGUUUGCAGAAAUUGGGAACCUACGGUCAGUACAUAUGAUUAUAUUGUAACUGGAUUAUGUGAACAGGGAUAUUUUACGGAAGCUAUGGAAUGGUUGUUAGAGAUGCUGAAUAGGAAGCUGAAACCACAGAAGCAGACUUUUGAAAUCCUGAUUCAAUGUCUUUUAAAGAAAGAUAAGUUAGAUAACGUCUUUGUUGUUUUAGAUCAAACGCUUACAAUAGGAUAUACACUACAAAAAAACAUGAUAGAGUCUUUAGUGCGGAAAUUUGGCGGGAAAAACUUCAAUUUUGCUGAAACAUGUUUGGAGAGGAUCUUAGACAGAAAUUUAUAGAUCUGGCAUUUUUGUGUUAUAAUCAUCUUGAAACUUCCCCCUGUGCAUUUGUUUAGUUUAUCAUGAAAUAGUGAUUAGUACUGCUGGAAGGAGAAAUUGCUUUUGUAAUAAGAAUUAGACUUCCUUGUAAAAGUUUAUUCUGUCCUUUUUUCCUCCCCCAUUUUUUUUAUUUUUUUCAACGCUUUAAUUCUGUGUUCAAAAUGCUGAGCAGAGCCCUUGGUCUUGUGUAUCAUGAGUUCUUUUCUUUUUUCCUAUAAUAAAUCGUUUGUCAUAAGCAUCUAAUUUUUA